Lepisosteus oculatus (spotted gar) is the source of this 1239-nucleotide messenger RNA. RefSeq lists its product as uncharacterized. The record is from RefSeq and is a predicted model, not a curated record. Lineage: Eukaryota; Metazoa; Chordata; Actinopteri; Semionotiformes; Lepisosteidae.
AUGAAAUUCUGUGCGUGUUCACCUUCAUCAGGAGACGGAGGCCGGCCCUUCCUGGACAUCGUGGACGCGCAGUGGCGCUGUGAGGGGGAGCUGGUGCCACUCGGCUCAGACAGGCUCAGCCCUCGGGAGUUCCUCGUGUAUCAGCACGGCCUGUACCUGCUGGGCCUGCUGCGCACACACACGCAGGUUCCGGAGAUCACCUUACAGCUGGCCGCCAGCCUGCCCGCAAACGACUACACCCACAAUGCCUUCCGGCACUCCUUCUUCUACCAGGAGGCUGAGAAGACCCUGUUCGUGCGGCGGCAGCGUCUGCAGGGGGUGGGCGGCUUCUCCCUGCUGCUCCUGCACUGCCUGGCUCACAUCGCCAGCGGGGAACUGAGCCCCGACUCCAGCCCCAACUUCCUCAGGGCCUUCUUCCAGACCCUGCAGGUGUGUCUCGGUGAGCUGUUCCUCCUCAGGCUGGUGGCGCCCCAAGGUGAGAGUGGGGACACCCCUUCCUCUCUGCGGGACAUCCUGCUCAAGGAUGAGUCUUGCAGCCCGGACUCCCGCGCUGCCCUCUCCGCUCUCCUGCAGGACAGGGUGCAGGGGCACCUCUCCUCACCACAGCGCCUGGCAGACCGCCUGCGGGAGUACAGCGAGACGCGCAUCUACCGCGGCGUGGAGGGCCUGCUGAGAGAGAGGACGGCCGAGACGAGGAGGGGGUACCGCCGACGCGGGACCGGAGGCGGCUCCGUCCCGCCACCAGCGGCGGCAGCACCUCCGCGCCCGGGCCGGGAGGAGCACCAGGAGCCCCUGUCCAGUCUGCUGCGCGCCCAGCGGGAGCGGGGGGCCGGGGGGUCCCGGGAGGAGCUGCUGCGGGACAUUGCGCGGCUGGAGACGGAGUGCGGGCUGGGGGAGUCGGGGGGAGGCCCCCCGCACCCCUCCAGCCUGAGUCAGCCGCUCAGGGGCCAGCCCGGGAACGAGGAUCAGGGGCCUCACCAGAAAGGAGGGACGUCUGCACCUCAGUGAAAGGACUGCUCAUCCUACAGAACUGUUUCCAAACGGGGGCUCACUCCCAUACCCCACAAUGUUCUUAUCACAGUGACCACCAUCACCCUGAUAAACUUACAAAAGCUGCCCGACUGAGGUGACAGUUACAUAAACAUCAGCCAUUCAGCUUUGGAAUAAAAUACCAGCUGUUCACUUUAAGGUAAACACCUUGCCUGUGCGUUGGUAAAUGAUUAAUGGGGUCAAAACACC